Messenger RNA from Aureobasidium subglaciale EXF-2481, 709 nucleotides. RefSeq lists its product as uncharacterized. The record is from RefSeq and is a predicted model, not a curated record. NCBI's taxonomy places the organism in Eukaryota, Fungi, Ascomycota, Dothideomycetes, Dothideales, Saccotheciaceae. The transcript is spliced from 2 exons. Bases 29 to 556 code for a protein of 175 amino acids.
ACCCGAUGGAGCUUCUGCCGAAUUUGAGAUGUGGAAGCAGUACUAUGCCAUCUCCGGUACCUGGAGAGGAGGUGAGAAGGAGGGUGCCAAAGUCAGCAUCAGUCAGACCAGACCCGUCACUCUUGGCGCAAAGGCAAACGAUGAUAGCCCCAUCAACGGUACCACUCUCAACUUGGUUGUGAUCGAUAAAGUCACACCCAGCUUCGACAAGGUUGACCCCGAAGCGACUUCUUAUAACAAUGCCUAUGAGGUGGUCACCGGGAAUGACUUCACUCUAGCCGACGCCAAUGACAACAACUUCUUCAUCGGACUUGCCAGCUCUCCCGAUGGCUCAAAGAGCUCUCCCACGGCCACUUUUAAGCCCGAACCUGGUAACUCGUACCAGAUCGAGCCCGUCAAUACUUACUAUAUCACCUAUGGAGGCACUUUUGCCGUCGGGGAGCUUCUCAACGUAGCCAAGUUGUCCAAGAAGCCAUUGGCCAUUGACUUCACCACCCACAAAGCCGAUGUCGCCGUCAACCACAAUGCUGAUGGCACUUUCGUCAUUGUCAAAUAAGGAGUAUGCGAUGUUAUCGGACGUACUGUCCGGAUGUUGAGUGAAUCGAAUUAAGGAGACCGAGAUCAAUCUGAACGUACCGGUCAGGUGUUACAAUAAAUUUUGGGAGUUUUAGGUAGAUCCUAAUCAAACUAUGCUUUCCAAAACGUCGGG